Rhagoletis zephyria (snowberry fruit fly) is the source of this 2784-nucleotide messenger RNA. RefSeq names its product probable sodium/potassium/calcium exchanger CG1090. Gene Ontology annotation, molecular function: calcium, potassium:sodium antiporter activity; calcium channel activity. The record is from RefSeq and is a predicted model, not a curated record. Gene Ontology annotation, cellular component: plasma membrane. NCBI's taxonomy places the organism in Eukaryota, Metazoa, Arthropoda, Insecta, Diptera, Tephritidae. Gene Ontology annotation, biological process: calcium ion transmembrane transport; intracellular calcium ion homeostasis.
AUAUUUCCAGAUUGUCCGAAGAAGAAGUCGACGUGCACGCUUCUGGAAUAUGGGGCUCUUAUUCCUUAUAUACUACUGCGUUACUGUGUACUCAGCCAAGGGUGAUGAAAAACCCGAAACUGCAUUAAAUCCCGACAGUUUGCAGGAGGAUGGGGAUAGCGCUUUAGGUGAAACAUCUGAUAAGGAGGUAGAUCUCUCAGACGCCAAUGCGGCUGAUAGUACAUUAGGACCAAGUGUUACAACGGAGGGUGCCACCAUUAUGUCUACAGCACCAACACAUACUGCUGCUAAACAUGCCGUUCCUACUUGGCGACCGAAACGAAAUUGUACUCCACCCGCUAUUGAACAAUUCCCACAGCCAUUGAUGGGCAAAUGGGCACGCCAACAUGGUGGACUCAUCAUUCAUAUCAUCGUUGCCAUAUUUACGUUUUUCGGUUUGGCUAUCGUUUGCGAUGAAUACUUUGUCGCCAGUUUGGAUCGUUUAUGCGAAGAACUUAAACUUGCACCUGAUGUAGCGGGCGCCACUUUCAUGGCGGCUGGUAGUUCGGCGCCCGAAUUGGCUACAGUGGUGAUCGGAGUGUUCUUUGCAAAAGAUGAUAUCGGCAUAAGUGGUGUUAUUGGCUCGGCGGUAUUCAACAUUAUGUUCGUGAUAUCGGUUUGUGCUCUCUGCUCUGGAACUGUUUGCCAAUUGAAUUGGUGGCCUUUAGUGCGAGACUGCUUCUUCUACAGUCUAUCCAUUCUGGUUAUGCUGAUCAUCAUUUUCAAUGACGUUAUCUCGUGUUACGAAGCGGUAUUCAUGUUGCUCUGCUAUGUCGGAUAUUGCGUUGCUCUUACAUUCAACACGGAACUGGAACGAUGGGCUUUAUCCUUAAAUUUACCAUUCAAAUUGCCAACCAAAGAGGAACAAUCGUCGCUGGUGACCUACAAAAAUAUGCCCGAUAGUUCGUACACACAAGGCACACAACAACAACAGCAAACGAGUUUGACACAAGACGGAGCCUCCGGAUCGCAACAACAACAACAACAGUCAACAAGCGAAUAUCAAAAUUAUGGAGAUCCAAAUUCUAGUUGGGAUCCGAACGCCGCUUGGGGCGAAGAUUCGUCGACAAAUCCAGUGGGAGUCAGUGUUAGAUACGGCCAACCACCAGGCGAAGAUGACUGGGGCACAAAUACAUUUACAACCUCAGGACCCGGCUCUGGUCAUGAAAAUUAUGCAUACAAUCCCGAUCAACCGGAUGCAGUCGUCACACCAACAAAUACAAAUGAUGACGGCAGCAAACCGGUUGUCGGCAAACCACAGCCAACUGGCGUAGAAUACUAUAAAUCAUCUGACAAGUCGAAAGAGGCACGCCCCAAUCCAUUGGAACGUCCAACGGCAGGCGGACUUCCAACACUGAUCUCCUGGUAUGUCGUCUAUCCCAUACACUAUUUGUGCCAGAAAACUAUGCCGGAUUGUCGCACUGAGAAAUACCGCAAUUGGUAUCCAUUCACAUUUAUCGUGUCGAUGAUUUGGAUCUCCUUCUAUUCGUAUUUUAUGGUUUGGAUGAUAACGGUGAUUGGCUCAACAUUGGCCAUACCGGACACGGUUAUGGGAUUGACAUUUGUUGCUGCUGGUGUAUCUGUGCCCGAUGCCCUAAGCUCAAUAGCGGUAAUCAAAGAAGGUUUCGGCGACAUGGCCGUAUCGAAUGCGAUUGGCUCGAAUGUCUUUGAUAUCCUAGUGUGCUUAGGUCUUCCGUGGUUUAUACAAACGGCCAUAAUAAAGCCGGGCUCGCACGUCAAUGUCAUUUCGAAAGGUUUGACAUAUUCCACUUUGUCACUUUUCUCGACGGUCAUCUUUCUCAUCUUAUCCACACAUUUGAACGGCUGGAAAUUGGACAAACGACUUGGCAUCAUCCUAAUGAUUUGGUAUUUAUGCUUCAUAACAUUGGCAUCGUUGUAUGAAUUAAAUGUAUUUGGAUACAUGAACCCACCGGAAUGCACCAGUGAUUACUAAGUACAUACUAGACCAAAUGUGGCUGUAAUAAAUAUAUAUAAAAAAUAAUAAGGAGGAGGCUAAGGGCACAACAAGUUAUUGUAAAAGCUAAUCAACAAAUCACAGAACUAAGUUGCACACAAACAGAUAUUUACAACUGUUGAUGUAUGUUACGUAUUUGCGUAAGCUCAAAAAAAAAAAGUUUGUAAAACUGGGUCGACGUCAAGAAGGUUUCGCAGAUUACGUAUCUACGUACAUACAUAUGUAUGAAUAUGCCACUGGUAGGCUUGAACUGGAUUUUGUUGUGUUGCUAAGCGGACUGGAUGGCUGGCUAUGCAGUGAAGCUGGACAAAUGCAUUUGUUAAGUUUAUUUGAUUGUUUGAUCUCUCGUCUUCUUAUUAUUCUCCAAUCCCAUCAAUCGCAUCCUCUAACGACAAAGAAGAAAACAGAAGCAUGUGCAUAAUUAUGCACUUACACGGCGUUUACAUAAGACAAUUUUGCCAAGACAAAAGCAAUGCAUUCACACUUUUUCACUAAUACAUUCACACUUCCCUCAUUGUCUUCGUCACUGUCCUUGAUUUUUCGAAGACAGUAAAUUGGACAAUUAGGUCACGUCUUAAUUAAUUUGAGAAAAAGAGACAAGACAAAUCACAAAAAAUCACUGAAUUAUGAAAAAGUGGUUUGUAUUUGGAUAUUUUAGUAAAUAAUAUGAAAUUCACGCCAAACGACGCUAACGGCGGUGGCUGAAAAAUAGGUUCUCUCCGUAACAAUCCGGACCGGAUCCGGUAAUUAGAGAAUAAGCGAAAAGUUUG